UCGUGUCUUGAUUUCCUUCUACGCAAGUUCUCUUUCUUCACUCUCACUCUCACUAGCACUCUAGACGACUAACCGGCGCGUGUGCUGGCAUCGGUGGCGGAUUUCACCUUGAACGUGAAGUCCAUCUUUUUCAGAGAACCUCCUUCUACUUCUCUCUCCAGCUCUCUUUCUAACAGCCUUUACAGCCAGAGAUUUUAGCAUCGAAGCCCUUUUUUGGUUUGUUGUACUAAUUCCUCAAAAUGUUGUGACGUUCAAAAAGUAAGCGAAGCAGCCCACAUUGGUUGCAAAGAUGAGUUCAAGAGGAGGGGUUGGAAGGACUUCAACUGCUGGUACUUGUAAUAAUGCGUCAUCUGGGGGGGAAAAUGCAUCAGAAAUCUCUAGUCCUAAGGUUGAGCGGUUGGGUCAAGGUGUAGUAGGCAUUAGUUUGGAUUCUGCAGAAGAUGAUGGAGAAUGGGAGGUUAUAUCACGGAAGUCUAAGAACAGAGCUGGAAGCAGUGCUGCAAAAUCCUGGGGUUCUCAGAAUUCUAUUUCUAAAGCAUGGGGACAUCCGGAUGUGGUACAAAAGCUAGGCAUGCGAAAUAAUGGUGGUUCAGGUAGGAUGUCUGCAAAUGCAUGGCCAACUCAGGCUUUUGAUUCUAAGAAGCCUGCUGGCAGAGGAAAUACCAGGCCUCAAUCAUCCAAUUGGGGCUCUGAGAACAAUAACAGUGCUCCACAACCAGUAAUUCCCCCACCUCUGGAGCAUGGAUGGAAUUGGAAGUCUAGAGCUUGUGCAACUGCUCCAAAUGGUUCAGAAGAUGAUCAGAAAAGAGAUGAAGAUACUGAGGUUAACAAAGAAAAUGAUGAUGAUGAUGAAGAUGAUGAUGAGGACGAUGAUGCCAUGGAAGAUACAGAUGAUGAGCUUCUUAGUGAAGACUUUGACUCAGAUGCUAGCCAAAAGAGUCAUGAGACUCGCAAGAAUAGCAGAUGGUUCAAGAAAUUUUUUGAGAGUUUAGACAGUUUGACUGUUGAGCAAAUCAAUGAACCAGCAAGACAGUGGCACUGUCCAGCAUGCCAAGGUGGUCCUGGUGCCAUUGACUGGUACAGAGGCCUGCAGCCCCUAAUGACACAUGCAAAAACAAAAGGAUCAAAAAGGGUGAAGCUUCAUAGAGAGCUUGCAGAACUUUUGGAGGAGGAGUUGCGUAGGAGGGGAACUUCAGUUAUUCCAGCUGGUGAAGUAUUUGGAAAAUGGAAAGGUUUAAAAGAUGAGGAAAAAGACCAUGAAAUAGUUUGGCCUCCUAUGGUUAUCAUUAUGAAUACAAGGCUUGAACUGGAUGAGAAUGACAAGUGGAAGGGAAUGGGCAAUCAAGAGCUUAUUGAUUAUUUCAAUGGGUAUGCUGCUGUAAAGGCUAGGCACUCAUAUGGUCCACAGGGACAUCGUGGGAUGAGCAUUCUGAUUUUUGAGAGCUCUGCAAGAGGUUAUUUGGAAGCUGAACGUCUGCACAAACAUUUUGCUGAACAGGGAACUGAUAGAAAUGCUUGGGAUCAUGGUCCAGUCUUGUUCCAUUCUGGUGGUAAGCGCCAACUCUAUGGUUACAUGGCAGUCAAGGAAGACUUGGACAUCUUCAAUCAGCAUUCACAAGGGAGGUCAAAGCUGAAAUAUGAGAUGAGGUCGUACCAAGAAAUGGUAGUGCGCCAAAUCAAUCAAAUGAGUGAGGAUAACCAGCAACUUAUUUGGUUGAAGAGCCGGGUUGCUAAAGAACAAAGGAAGACCAAGACUCUUGAGGAAUCUCUUGAAAUAGUGUCUGAUAAGCUGCGCAAGACUACGGAGGAAAACCGCAUUGUAAGGCAGAGAACCCAGAUGCACCAUGAACAGAGCCAGGAAGAGUUGGAUUUCCAAGAGCAAUUCUUCAAGGACCAACUCAAACUUAUCCAUGAAGCAAGGGAUGCAAAGGAAGAGGAUUUUGAGAAUCUACAACAGAAAGAAAGGGAGAAAGCAAAGCAGCUAAGUUCCAGUCCUUCUAAUACUGAGGAUUAUAGGCGCAGGGUGGAAGAAAUGGAGAAAUUUAUACAAUUUCAGGACAGAGAGAUGAAAGAGUAUGUAGCUGAGAGAGAUGGGCUUAUUAAAGCACAUGAGGAGAAGUUUGCCGCAAUGAAGAGGAGGCACUGGGAAGAAGAGUUUGCGUUAGAAAAGGAGUUUGAUGCUGAACUGACGUCCUUGAUGGAGAAGUACACUCCAAACUCGCAUACCAAACAAGGAUGUAACAAUGUUUGAUAUUUUACUUUUUUCUGAGAUACAACCACCAAAGAGUAGGAAAAAUAUAUGAAGGCCAAAAGCCAGUUUCUAGUCA
Molecule: messenger RNA, 2327 nt
Organism: Hevea brasiliensis (rubber tree)
Lineage: Eukaryota; Viridiplantae; Streptophyta; Magnoliopsida; Malpighiales; Euphorbiaceae
Product: protein SUPPRESSOR OF GENE SILENCING 3
Exons: 8
Coding region: 290-2251 (653 amino acids)
Biological process (GO): defense response to virus; regulatory ncRNA-mediated gene silencing
Source: RefSeq, a predicted model, not a curated record